CAAAGUUUAAUAUUUGAUGUGAAGUAAUUGGAGCUUUAAAUAUGUCAAUAAUACAUAACAUUGAUUUUAAUUCAUUAUUAGUUUUGAAGAACAACAGAUAAACAAAGAAAAAAUCCCACUAAAACUCUUGGGGACCCAAAAGGGUCCCACUCAUAAAAGUGUUAAAAAUGAGCCAUACUUUUUUUUUUUUUUACUGUCAACACAUAAGUCUCUAGAUGGACUUCAGAAGUAUCCGUCAAUUAUAUGUGGGUUUUUUUUCAUGUUUUUUGUUUGUUUUAUGCCCUUUUAGUCAUUUAGAUGGCAAAAAAUAUGCAAUAUUUUCCCAAAAAUAAUUUCAAAGUGUAAUAUUUGAUGUGAAGUAAUUGGAGCUUUAAAUAUGUCAAUAAUUCAUAACAUUGAUUUUAAUUCAUUAUUAGUUUUGGGCAAUGACAGUUAAACAAACAAAAAAAUCCCACUAAAGCUCUUGGGGACCCAAAAGGGUCCCAAUCAUAAAAGUGUUAAGUCAUACUUUUUUUUUUUUUUUUUUACUGUCAACACAUAAGUCUCUAGAUGGACUUCAGAAGUAUCCGUCAAUUAUAUGUUUUUUUGUUUUUUUUUCAUGUUUUUUGUUUGUUUCAUUCCCUUUUAGUCAUUUAGAUGGCAAAAAAUAUGCAAUAUUUUCCCAAAAAUAAUUUCAAAGUGUAAUAUUUGAUGUGAAGUAAUUGGAGCUUUAAAUAGGUCAAUAAUUCAUAACAUUGAUUUUAAUUCAUUAUUAGUUUUGAGGAACAACAGAUAAACCAAAAAAAAAAUCCCACUAAAACUCUUGGGGACCCAAAAGGGUCCCACUCAUAAAAGUGUUAAAAAUGAGUCAUACUUUUUUUUUUUAACUGACAUAAGCCAUACUUUUUUUUUUUUAACUGACAUAAGUCUUUAGAUGGACUUCAGAAGUAUCCGUCAAUUAUAUGUUGUUUUUUUUUUUCAUGUUUUUUGUUUGUUUUAUGCCCUUUUAGUCAUUUAGAUGGCCAAAAAUAUGCAAUAUUUUCCCCAAAAUAAUUUCAAAGUGUAAUAUUUGAUGUGAAAUAAUUGGAGCCUUUAAUAUGUCAAUGACAGCAAUGACAGUUAAACAAACAAAAAAAUCCCACUAAAACUCUUAGGGACCCAAAAGGGUCCCAAUCAUAAAAGUAUUAAUUAAGUCAUACUUUUUUUUUUUUUUUUACUGUCAACACUUAAAUCUCUAGAUCAACUUUAGAACUAUCCGUCAAUUAAAUGUUUUGUUAUUUUUUCAUGUUUUGUUUUUUUUUGUUUUUGAUUCCCUUUUAGUCCCUUUGUUUUUAAAUGGCAAACACGCAAAAUAUACAAUAUUUUCCCCAACAAACAUUUCAAAGUGUAAUAUUUGAUGUGAACUAGUUGGAGCCUUAAAUGUCUCAAUAUUUCAUAACAUUGAUUUUAAUUCAGUAUAUUUUUGAGCAAUGACAGUUUUAGGUAAAAAUAACAGAUUUGUGUUAUUAGAGUCAACUUUGCGACUUUUUCUUGUUAAAUUUCACCUGUUUGCUUCUUUUAUUCUACUUUUUUUUAAUCUUGUUUUUAGUAGUAUUUUUAGAAAGUGCCAGAAAUGGCCCCCUGGCCACACUUUGGACACCCCUGCUUUAGUGCGUGUUAUGAAUGUCUUUACUGUAUUUGCACAGUUGGUCAUUCCAAUCAGAGAUCAGAACAUGUUUUUUUUAUCAAACCCUCCAGAUAGGAACAAACAACAGAAUAGACAAUGUCAAAGUUUUGCGUGUUGACGACCUGACGACACAGCUGCAGGCUGCUGUGCACCAACACCCCCUCAAUAGGUCAAAGGUUAAAGAAAGAUGGCCACACGUCAAACGCUUUUCCUUGUUAGGUCGUGCUCGGUUCCGACCCUGCUCAGAACUGUCAGGAAGUCUUGUUGGAGCUUCCUUGCUGUCUUCAUUACAAUAGCUUUUUCACAUUCGAUUUUACCACAGAAAUUACACUUUUUGUGAGCAAAAUGUUCGUUGGAAAAUUCUGUUCAAAAAUGAGAAUAUAAAAUUGAAGUGUGUAAAAAUUUAGUAUGAAAAUAUCAGUGUUCAAAAAGUACGUAUAUCAUAAUUCACUUCGGAAAUAUCAGUUUUUUUAACAUCAAAUUACACUGACAAUUUCCCAGACUACAAAUUUGUGGGCAAAAUCUUUGUUUAAAAAUUCAGAGUCAAAAAAUUGGUAUAUAAAAAUUCUGUGUAAAAAUUCUGUAUGAAAAUCUCCGUGUAAAAAAAAUUCAGUGUAAAAAAAUAAAUGUAUAAAAUUAAAUGUAAAAAUUCUGUAUUAAAAUAUCUGUGUAUAAAAAUUAAAUGUAAAAAUGAUGUAUUAAAAUGUCUGUGUAAAAAAAUUCAGUGUAAAAAAAAUAAAUAUAUAAAAAUUCAAUGUAAAAAUUCUGUAUUAAAAUAUCUGUGUAUAAAAAUUAAAUAUAAAAAUUAUGUAUCGAAAUGUCUGUGUAAAAAAAUUCAGUGUAAAAAAAUAAAUAUAUUAAAAUUCGAUGUAAAAAUUCUGUUUUAAAAUAUCUGUGUAUAAAAAUGAAAUGUAAAAAUUCUGUAUUAAAAUGUCUGUGUAAAAAAAAAAUCAGUGUGAAAAAAUAAAUAUACAAAAAUUCAAUGUAAAAAUUCUGUAUUAAAAUAUCCGUGUAUAAAAAUUCAGUGUAAAAAAUAAGUAUAUAUGAAAUUCAGUAUGUAAAAAUUAUGUGUAAAAAUUCUAUAUUAAAAUAUCUGUAUAAAAUUUCAGUGUAAAAAAAUAUCAAUACAUAAAAAAUCAGUGUGUAAAAAUUCACUAUGAAAAUUGUGUAUAAAAAUUCUGUGUAAAAAUUAAGUAUAUAAAAUGCAGUGUGUAAAAAAACAUCGUUUAAAAAUUCUGUGUAAAAAUUCUGUAUUAAAAUAUCUGUGUAUAAAAAUGCAGUGUAAAGAAUCAAUAUAUAAAAACUCUAGUGUGUGAAAAUUUGCUAUGAAAAUAUCAGUGUAUAAAAACAUAGCGUAAAAAAUAAGUAUAUAAAAUUCAGUUUGUAAAACUUCACUUUGGAAAUAUUAGUGUUUAAAAUUUCAGUGUAAAAAAAAUCACAGUACAGAAAUCCAGUGUGUAAAAAAUGUUGUACAAAAAUAUCUGUUUAAAAAAUUCACUAUAAAGAAAUUGAGUAUGGAAAUAUCAGUUUAAAAAUUCAGUGUGAAAAAAAAAUUAUGCAUUACAACAAAUAUUUCUGCACUGAAUUUUAUUACAUUAUCUGUCGGCAUUUGGAUCCUUCAUAUAAAAAUUAUGUGUAAAAAUUCUGUAUUGAAAUAUCUGUGUAUAAAAAUUCAGUGUAAAAAUAAUCCAUCCGUCCAUUUUCGUCUGCUUGUCCCUUUUGGGGGUCACAGGGAAUCAAUAUAUAAAAAUCUAGUGUGGAAAAAUUCACUAUGAAAAUAUCUGUGUAUAAGAAUUCAGUGUAAAAAAGUAAAUAUACAAAAUUCAGUGUGUAAAAAUUCACUUUGGAAAUAUCAGUGUUUAAAAUUUCAGUGUAAAAAAAAACAACAAUAUAGAAAACCAGUGUGUAAAAAAUGUCAUAUAAAAGUCCAUGUUUAAAAAAAUCAGUAUAUGUAAAAAUUCAGUAUGGAAAAAAACGAUGCGUUCCAACAAAUAUUUCUGCACUGAAUUUUAUUCAAAUAAAUUUGUAUACACAUUUUUUUUACCACAUUAUACAAAAUUUGACAAGGCUGUGUUUUAACUCCAUUUUAAACACAUUUUGCUCACAAAUGAAAUUGUCAGCAUAAUUGGAAGUAAAAUUCAAAUUAAAAAAAAAUAUGUUUCAUAAAUUCAACAGUCAGUCAAAAAGAGCUUCCGUAAAAAAGACUCAAAUUAACCUCCAUAGUUUGCCAUUUAUUGUUUUAAUGAUGUUAAAUUUGUUAUUUUGCGCUAAAAAAACACAUUAUCGAACAAUUGAUUUCUCUCGUACAAAAAAUUCAAGUUUGAUUAAAUAAGAAGUAUAAAAAUCAUUUUUCAUAAAGGAAAAAAGUGAAAACUAUUGUAAUGGAGUUUAGAACUCCAAAUAAAACUCUGCUUUUAUUCUAAUUGAGUCAGAAGGAAAGGUUGAAAAGUGUAGUGCGUUUACUGUGGCGCCCCCUGGUGGUGAUGAGAGGUAUUGUGUCUCAGAUGAUGAUGAGGAUGAUGCUCAUCAGCCUCAAGUGCGUGUGUGUGUGCGUGCGUGUGUGUGUGCGCGUGCGCGAGGAAGGCCACGCUGCCUGUGGGCGUGGAAACGUGCUUUCAUCGUCAAGAACUGGCCUGGAAAUGUUGCUAUUUUUGUCCACACCGAUGCAAGCAUCCUGUUUAUUUUGAGCAGAGUGUUUAUACGAGAUAUAUUUCUGAAGGCUUUUUACUCGCAAGAUUUCAGACGUGGGACCGGACUUUCCUUCCGUGUCACAUGCAAACCACGACUCAAUGCGUGGUGUACAUACAGGAAAUAGAAAUAUAAAUAUACUGUAGAGGAAUACUAGCUGACUAAACACAUGACAACUUUUAUUUUGACACACUUAGCCUCCCGUUCUAAUCUUGUCAUUUAUUUUGGAAACAAGACGAGGUUGCCAUGACUACGUGAUUAUGAACAGAAGCUGCAAUACACUUUAGGAAUUAUUCUUCACACCAACAAAGAGUCGUACUUGUCUGCCUCCUUCUUUUUCUCUCAAAUAAAAGUCAUCGACUUUCCCGUGUUUGGUCAGACUAAACUGCAGAGGGCAGCGGGCCCGAGACAUUGAAACAACGUUGACAACUUCUCGAAUUAGGUCCUAUUAUUUUACAACGUUGAAACAUGCCUUUUGAUGACAUUAAAUCAACGUUGGGUUCUGACGUUAAUUUGACUAUUGAAGUUUGCUCAUUUUACAACUCAAAUAUAACGUUAGAACAUGCUUUUUAGUCAAUGUUGGGUUCCCAUGUUGAUUUGACCAUUGAAAUAUGCUCAUUUCUCAACAACUUGGGUCCAAACGUUGGUUAUUGUCUGACUUUACAAACACAACUAUUGUGCAUAGUUGCUGCAAAGUCAUUUUUAAAGGACAAGUACGUGUAAUCAACCUUGUAUUAAUGUCUCCAGCCUGCUGAACAAGUCGGAUGAUCAAAAAUCAAUCAUGUUGUGUUGCUGUGAAAAAGUCAGUUUUUCUACCUGAUUAGGAAUGUAAAACCUUGCAGGUUGUGUGUGUGUGUGUGUGUGCGAGUGUGUGUUGUGUAUACGAGAGUGUUGGUACAAAUGUGCAGCAUGCUUUUCAAUGUCGCAACUUUGCUGCGUAACAAAACCCAUUAUUUUGCGCACAAAGCGUCUUUAAUGUGCUGCCGGAUGUCUAAAAAGUCCGGAUUUUACUUUCCAGCUGACGAGGCCCUAAAAUGUUUGUGACAAACUGUGUUGAUGCUGUUCAAAGUUUGGACUUUAAAAAAAAAAACGUGAACAUCUUGUCCCGAAAAUGUGUGAGGAAAAAAAAAAAGUCAUCAGAAUGUUGCAAAAACUAUUAAAACCGUUUUUUUUUUGUUUUUUUUUAUAGAACUUUCAUUCUGGUGUUUUUUGUUGUUGCUUAAAGUUGAGUAAUUCAUUCAUGCUAAGCAGUGGUUGCCAUGGGAACAGGUAACAAACAUUGAAGGACCAGGAUUCAGAUCAGGAAGUAAAUAAUAAAAAACAACAAAUGUAUCCGAGUCAUCAUUUUCUCUUUCGCUCCUAAAUGAGCGACGUUGGCGGUUUCACUUGCUUAAGCGACCUUUUGCCUGGCAACACGUGACGUCACGAGAUACCUUACAUUAAAAAUACGUUCCGUACGUCGUGUAACCUCAACGAAAUUGAUACUAAAUACUUUGCUAAAUAUUUUAUAAUUACACCUGAGUGUCCCGGGUGCGUUGAAAUGUCACGUCGACAUUUGUAGCUCAGGAAAAACAAAACAAAAACAACACGGAGUUGAGUAUUUCCUGCAUGUUCCAGAUGACGGCCAGCAGGGGGCGCCGAGUGCGCUGAGCUCUGAGCAGCGUUGCGUCACGUCAGGGCGGCGAAGAAGAAGAAGCUCUCGGCGAUAAUAAAAGGUGUCAUCUAUCUUCACCAGGGAUGUCCGGCAGAUGCGGUUGCCAUGGAAACAGAUAAGAUACCCAAGUUCUCCUCCAAGGACGAGGAAAUCCACUUCUGGAAAGCUCUGUACCUGAAGUACAAGACAAGCUGCCAGGAUGCUCGUGAGGAGCUGCUGGAGUUCCAGGAGGGCAGCCGGGAGCUGGAGGCCGAGCUGGAAGCUCAGCUGGGGCAGGCCGAGCGCCGCCUGAAGGACCUCAUCUCUGACAACCAGCGGCUGAAGAGCGAGGUGGACUCACUUAAGGAGAGGCUGCAGCAUGAGAAGUGUGCGAGCCACCAGCAGAUGUCCCUGCUGGAGGACGAGGUGCUGCAGACGCGCAGCAUCCAGGAGCAGCUGCACAAGUACGUGCGAGAGCUGGAGCAGUCCAACGACGACCUGGAGCGCGCCAAAAGAGCCACCAUCGUGUCCCUGGACAACUUCGAGCAGAGACUCAACCAGGCCAUCGAGAGGAACGCCUUCCUGGAGAGCGAGCUGGACGAGAAGGAGUCGCUGCUGGAGUCCGCGCAGCGCCUCAAAGACGAAGCCCGAGAUCUGCGUCAGGAGUUGGCGGUGCGUGAUAGGCAGGCAGACGGCGGCAGGACGUCCGCUCCCAGCUCGCCCACGAGGGCCGACUCCACCUCGCAGGCGACGCUGCACACGAGUGUCCAUCACACGGGUGCCCACCACGCCUUCCUCGCCAACGCCACAGGUGUGCCCUCGGUCUACGGCGGCAACUCUCCGCUGACUCCCUCCGCCCGAAUGUCAGCGCUCAACAUCGUCAGCGAUCUGCUCAGGAAAGUCGGGGUCCUGGAGUCCAAGCUGGCGGCGUGCAGGACCCAGGCCAAGGAGCAGAAGGCCAGGAAGCUCUACACUCUGGACAACGACAACGUGCUCAACGCCAACACCGCCGCUCUCCACAUCUCCUACUUGGACAAGGCCCAGGACGCAGGCACCCUCACCACGGCCCCCCCCGCCGCACCUGUGCCCCUCGCCGUUUGACUCUCUCGCCACGCCCCCAGUCGCUCUGGCCCCGCCCACCCCGCCGUGUGCGCAGGGGGCGUCACGGCAACACUGGAGUAAUAUGCAAGGAAACUGUCCACUCAGCAAUAAGUGUGAAUAAUUGUGUCCUGCUUAUAUUCUUGAUGUUCGUCAACAUGCUGAAGGAGUCUUCUUGCUCUGCUUUUGGACAAAAGGCAUCAAGUUUGUGAGUCACAUGACAGCGGUCACUAUAAUGGUCAUAUUGAUCCUUAGCAUUCCAAAUCAACACACUUCUCCUCUUUUACCUGCACUUUUGCUUUCAUUUUGUCACGUGCAAUAUCACUUGUUGUUUGUAUAUUUAUUCAGGAAUAAUACUGAAAGAAACGUUUCAAUUAAAAAAAGACUUUUUUUUUCGCCGUUAUUGAAAGUCGUUCACAACUUUUAUGAUAAUUGCUGGGGGUGUGAUUGGCAGGACGAGGCUCCGCCCACCUGUACAGUCAUCCAUCACCACAUCGCACUUCAAAGACAGCAACUCACUACUUUUUUUUUUUUAAAUUUAGCAUUUUUAACAUUUUUUUGCCGGAAUUAAAUGUUUUUGAGCAUAAAAGUGUCAAAAUAAAGUAAAAUUAAAGCUGCAAGCAGCGAUGGACGGGAACUACUUUUGCCUUUACCCAUUCAAUAUAUCUUUACCUGCACGUUACCUACCUUCCCUGCAUCCUGGGGUCACACUGGUGCUUCUUUCUGUCACCCUUACACGCUGGUGCUUCCUGCCAUCACCCAGACAACAUAUAUUUACCCACACAUUACCUACCUUCUCUGUAUCCUAGAGUCAAACUGGUGCCUCCUUCUUUCACCCAGUCAACAUAUCUUUACCUGCACAUUACCUACAUUCUCUGCAUUGUGUGGUCACGCUGGUGCUUCCUGCUUUUAAGCGGCCAUCAGCGCGGCGGUUCUUUGAAGGCUCGUAAAAUCAAAACCAGAGCAGUUAGACAAACUCUUUGCGCAACUUUUAAUCAAAAGGGUUCAAUCUCUUUCCUGUGCGAGUUUGAAGCCGACACAACAAACGCACUCAGAGGAGAUAAUGUUUGAAAAAACGUGACGGGUUUUUACAAAACUUUUGUUUUGAAGGGGUAAUUGCCAACUUCCUGUAAAUUUUUGCUGAAGGAUGUCAAUUAAUGAAAUGUAGGUCUAAGUGAGACCUACAUAGAGGUUUUUGUUUCAUGUCUCCACGACAUUCCUACCAGAAGUUACAAGCAGUUUUGCCUGUGUUUUUGUCCUAGGAGCAGUUUUGUCUGUGUUUUAUUCCUAGGGGGCGCUAGAGCGCAAUUUUAGGUUUUGGGUUUUGUUUUUUUGUUAGAUGGCCAUUUUUGCCAGUCCUGAUGUGUGUGUCCAGUUUGGCGAGUUUUGAAGCAUUUUAAGGGGGUCAAAUUACAGUUCUAAGAGGCGGCGGUAUAAUAAUAAUAAAACCUUAGAAAUACAAUAGGGUCCUCGGUCCCAAAGGGACAUUCGGUCCCUAAAUAUCAGUUCUACAGCAGUGUUGGCCCCGAAAGGAGACCUGACCAAUCAGUAUCUGGGCCACUGAUUGGUUACUGUAAAGCAGGGGCGUCCAAAGUCUGGCCCGGGGGUCUUUGGUGGCCCGCAGGUCAUGUUUUAACGGCCCAGGGCACAUUUAAAAAAUAUUAUUAUGGAAUCAAAAUAAAAGAGCAAACAGGUAAAUGAUGAAGGCAGGUUUGUUUUUUUUACUUUAAAACUGUCAUUGCCCAAAAUAUAAUAAUGAAUCACAAUUAAUGUUAUUGAUAAUUAUUGACCUAUUCAAGGCUAUAGUUGCUUCACAUCAAAUAUUACACUUUGACAUAUUGCAUAGUUUGUGGUUGUCGUGUGAAAACAUUUUUUUUUAUUU
Molecule: messenger RNA, 8946 nt
Organism: Nerophis ophidion (straightnose pipefish)
Lineage: Eukaryota; Metazoa; Chordata; Actinopteri; Syngnathiformes; Syngnathidae
Product: nuclear distribution protein nudE-like 1-B
Exons: 9
Coding region: 6093-7067 (324 amino acids)
Biological process (GO): vesicle transport along microtubule; cell migration; chromosome segregation
Cellular component (GO): kinetochore; kinesin complex; centrosome
Molecular function (GO): microtubule binding
Source: RefSeq, a predicted model, not a curated record